AUGCACUUCCGCCUGACCUUUGCUAUCCUCCUGGCCGUGCUGGCCUCCGCCCUGGCCUUCGACGGCGAUGGCACCUACUACAACGUGGGCCUCGGGGCCUGCGGCCAGUACAACAAUAACAACCAGCUCGUUGCCGCCCUGAACAAGCCCCAGUUUGGCUCUUCGCCUGGUGGCAACCCGAACCACAACCCCAACUGCGGCAGGCAGGCGCUCGUCCACGGACCCAAGGGCCAGGUGCAGGUGACCAUCGUGGACAUGUGCCCGGCCUGCGGCUGGGGCAGCCUCGACCUCAGCCCUGCUGCCUUCUCCAAGAUCGCUGAUAUGGCCCAGGGCCGCGUCCACAUCACCUGGGAUUGGGUGUGA
This is a messenger RNA of Acanthamoeba castellanii str. Neff, 363 nucleotides long. Its product is annotated as riboflavin aldehydeforming enzyme, putative. NCBI's taxonomy places the organism in Eukaryota, Discosea, Longamoebia, Acanthamoebidae. The record is from RefSeq and is a predicted model, not a curated record. Bases 1 to 363 code for a protein of 120 amino acids. The transcript has 2 exons.